ACAUGGUUCUGGGAGCAGAGGGCACUUCAGCGUUGGAAGGAAGAGCUUCAUGGAAAUGCGAAUCAGAAACAGCGGACUUUAUUUCUGUACAUAAAACUUGUGUAACCUGUGAGACGAGCAGAGGAUCUCCGGGGAAUACUCAUCAUACAUCAUCAGGCUGAAAGAAUGAAGUACACCAGCACAAGAGGAGCCGCGUCUGGCGUGGGGUUUGAAGAGGUUCUGUUUUCUGGGUUUGCAGCAGAUGAUGGUCUGUAUAUGCCGGAGGAGAUCCCGAAGCUGGAUGAGCAGACUAUGAGAUCAUGGAGCUCUCUCUCCUACAAGGAAUUGGUGAAGGAAGUGUGCUCUCUCUUUAUUCCUUCUGAGCUCAUUCCCAGGAAUGAUCUACAUAGUCUGAUCGACAAAGCUUUACUCCGCUUCAGACACCAAGACAUAGUUCCAAUCGCCAGGCUGGAAAAUGGGUUGAAUGUGAUGGAGAUGUGGCAUGGUCCAACAUACGCUUUUAAAGACCUCGCCAUGUCCUGUGUGGGACAGUUUCUGGAUUACUUUCUGAAGAAAAACAAUCGACAUGUGAACAUCCUGGUUGCAACAUCUGGAGACACAGGAAGUGCUGCAAUUGAGGGUGUUCGAGAAAAUCGGAAUAUUGAUAUUAUUGUUCUGUAUCCAAUUGGACGCUGUACUAAGAUCCAGGAGCUGCAGAUGAUCACCGUGUUUGAAGACAACGUUCAUCUGUUAGGGGUUGAAGGAACAUCGGAUGAGCUGGAUGUACCUGUAAGAAAACUCUUCACAGACACAAGUUUUGCAAGCAAGCAUAAUUUAAUGAGCAUUAACUCUGUAAACUGGUCUCGAGUGAUGGUCCAGAUAGCCCAUUUCAUCUAUGGGUACUUCCGAUGUGCCCCAGCAUCACAGGAAGACACACUGCCCCCUGUGGAGAUAGUUGUACCUACAGGCGGAGCUGGGAAUAUUACAGCGGGCGUCAUCGCUCAGAAGAUGGGACUGCCCAUCCAGCUGGUUGCUGCUGUAAAUAAAAAUGAUAUCAUUCACAGAGCCGUUCAACACGGAGACUUUUCAUUAGGAGAUUCAGAGAUGACGUUGGCUUCUGCAAUGGAUAUCCAGGAGCCUUACAACAUGGAAAGGAUAUUGUGGCUACUUGCUGAUGGGGACAGUGGAAAAAUUAAAGCCAUGAUGGAAGAAUUCAACGCUAAGAAACAGCUCAGAUUACCAGCAGAGCUUCACAAAAAGCUGCAGGGAGUGAUGACCUCCUGCUCGGUUAAGGACGAAGACAUUAUAAGGACGAUUAAACAUUGCUGGGAGGAGAACCAUUACCAGCUCUGCCCCCACUCUGCGGUUGGGGUGUCUUACCAUUACCAACAAACCGACAGCAAACAGAACAAGCCCCGAUGUUGUCUGGCUCCGGCUUCAGCUGCUAAAUUUCCAGAAGUCAUUCUCCAAGCCGAUCUCACCCCCGAUCCCCCAGCUGACAUCCAGGCUUUGUGGAAGAAAGAUUGCAGCUAUUUGCAUGUGACGAGAGAAGACGACUGGGAAAAAAUACUCAGAGAAAAAAUUCAAAUCAUUGACAGCUAAGACUGAACAAUGGAAGGGAAUCUAUUAUUCUGCUAAAUGUAACUACUUAUUGAACAACAUAAUUUCCUCGAAGUAUGUGGAAAAAAAUUAGUUAUACAGGAAAAAUAAACACAAUGGAUAAUAAAG
Messenger RNA from Rana temporaria (common frog), 1707 nucleotides. RefSeq names its product threonine synthase like 2 (gene THNSL2). Gene Ontology annotation, molecular function: pyridoxal phosphate binding. Gene Ontology annotation, biological process: dephosphorylation; 2-oxobutyrate biosynthetic process. The record is from RefSeq and is a predicted model, not a curated record. The transcript is spliced from 9 exons. Lineage: Eukaryota; Metazoa; Chordata; Amphibia; Anura; Ranidae. The coding region runs from base 166 to 1581 and encodes 471 amino acids.